GUGUGUCAGAAAGAAAGUCAGCGGACGACGUUGAAUUGAAUUUUCUAGUGUUUGGUUAUUGUACAUUGGUUUCAGAAUUUUUUCAAGAAUUUGCAUUGUGUAGCUAUUCGGGAACUUCGACUGCUUGUGAAUCUAGCUUGAUGCCCCAGAUUGUUAUCAGACAAACUCUAGUGGAUUAUCUAUUUUUAUUUCGCCUACCGUAGAGGUUCGGGUACAAGAAAUUUGCUUUCAAGCAAUGGCGUCAAAAAUGCAAUUACGUGUGAAGCACAAAGGCGGCCAAUCUGUUAUUUCAACCCUGACAUUAACCAGCAGAGUUGAUCAGUUACUAGAUGAACUAUCAAAAUCCACUCAGAUUCCUGUACACUUGGUUAAAAUCUUGCGAGGUUUCCCACCAAUUGCUCUGGACAUCUCUGACAAAAGUGUCUCUCUUGGUGACUGUGGUCUUCAAGAAAGAGAUACCCUCCUUGUAGAAGAGCUGCCAGUGGUGCAGUCAUCAGAGUGCUUGCCUUCGGCACACAGUGAAGGCGGUGCUGAGUUACUAAAAGAUGCACCAACAGGCAUACUAAUGAGGAAAGUUGUACCAUCUGACAAUUCAUGCCUCUUUACAAGCAUUGGUUUUUGCCUUUCAGGCAAACCUGAUCCCACAUCAAGCUCUUUUAUGAGAGAAUUAGUUGCAUCAACAGUAGUUAGUCAAACAGAACAAUACAAUGAGGCACUGCUUGGAAAGCCAAACAAAGAAUAUAAAAAGUGGAUUCUUCAGGAUGAUUCCUGGAGAGGGGCAAUUGAACUAGCCAUUCUAUCAUCCUAUUUUGGACUGGAGAUUGAUGUUGUUAAUACUCAGCACUCACUCAUCAACAAGUUUGGAGAAGAUCAAAAUUACGGGCAGAGAAUACUGUUGAUCUACGAUGGAAUUCACUACGAUCCCCUCUACUUGGAACCAUUCGACGGUAGCUCAAACAAAACCCUCUUCCCUACUACAGAUACUUCGGUGCUUCAGCAGGCCGAAGAGUUGGCGGCAGAAGCGAGAGCUAGCCACCAGUUUACAGACGUAAACCACUUCACUCUCAAAUGUAUGGUGUGCCAUUGCUUUUUAACAGGCCAGACACAAGCCCAGCAGCAUGCAAAGGAGACUGGUCAUACUAACUUUGGAGAGGUUACAUCGUCGAGUUAACCAAAAUUGUUAACGAUAUCGGUUUGCUAGAGUAAAUGUGUGUUAAUUAUCGAAAUUCACGAAAGAUUCUCUCGAAAUUU
Messenger RNA from Daphnia carinata, 1251 nucleotides. RefSeq names its product ubiquitin thioesterase OTU1-like (gene Yod1). Gene Ontology annotation, cellular component: nucleus; cytosol. The transcript is spliced from 4 exons. Gene Ontology annotation, biological process: protein deubiquitination; endoplasmic reticulum unfolded protein response. The record is from RefSeq and is a predicted model, not a curated record. NCBI's taxonomy places the organism in Eukaryota, Metazoa, Arthropoda, Branchiopoda, Diplostraca, Daphniidae. Bases 236 to 1171 code for a protein of 311 amino acids. Gene Ontology annotation, molecular function: cysteine-type deubiquitinase activity.